CACCAAAAGCCAACACAAUGAACUUUACCCUUUCCCUCCUUUCCGCCAAAACCUCAACAACCACAAUCACCAUCACUCAAUUCCCUGAAAACCCCAAAACUCUAAUUCUUGAGCAAUGCAAGACCACCAAGGACCUCAACCAAAUCCAUGCUCACCUGAUCAAAACCCGCCUUCUUUGCAACCCAUCCGUGGCCGAAAACUUGCUCGAAUCUGCUGCCAUGCUAAUCCCCGAACCCUCCAUGGACUACGCCCUCUUGAUUUUCGACAAACUCGAUAAACCCGAUUCACCAUUAUACAACAUCUUGAUCAGAGGCUUCACAUUGAAGCAAAACCCUGAUAGAGCCAUUCUUUUGUUCAGGCAAAUGAUCGAACAGUCAGUACAACCCGAUGAAUUUACCUUUCCUUCCGUUCUGAAAGCUUGUUCUAGGUUAAAAGCUUUGAAGGAAGGUGAACAAAUCCACGCCCGGAUCCUGAAAUCUGGGCUUGGGUCUAAAGAGUUUAUUGAGAAUACUCUGAUUCAUAUGUAUGCCCAUUGUGGUGAAGUUGGGAAUGCACGGAGAGUGUUUGAUGGGAUGUGUGAAAGAAGUGUGUUUACUUGGAAUUCGAUGUUUUCGGGGUAUGUUAAAAGUGGGUACUGGGAAGAUGUGGUGAACUUGUUUCGUAAAAUGUUGGACAUGGGUGUUCGGUUUGAUGAGGUUACAUUACUAAGUAUUUUGUCGGCAUGUGGGAGACUGGGGGAUUUGGAAUUGGGGAAGUGGAUUAAUGAGUAUAUAGAGGCAAAUGGACUAAUGGGGAAUCCUAAUUUGGUUACUUCUCUCAUUGAUAUGAAUGCAAAGUGUGGGUGUGUGGCCAACGCUAGGACUUUGUUUGAUCAGAUGACUCAGAGAGAUGUUGUUUCAUGGAGUGCCAUGAUAGCUGGUUAUAGCCAAGCAAGCCGGUGCAAGGAGGCACUUGCUUUGUUUCAUGAGAUGCAAAAGGCCAAUGUGGAACCCAAUGAGGUUACUAUGGUUAGUGUACUUUCUUCGUGUGCUGUACUUGGAGCUCUAGAAACUGGUAAAUGGGUCCAUUUUUACAUAAGAAAGAAAAAGUUAAAGCUUACUGUUACACUUGGGACCGCACUGGUUGAUUUCUAUGCAAAAUGCGGGGCUAUAGAAAAUGCAGUUGAAGUGUUUCAGAAGUUGCCUUCGAAAAAUUUAUUGUCUUGGACGGUGCUAAUUCAAGGUCUUGCUAGCAAUGGACAAGGAAUAAGGGCUCUUAAGUUCUUCAAUUUGAUGCGAGAAAAGAAUAUCAAACCAAAUGAUGUGACUUUCAUUGGAGUUCUUUGUGCUUGUAGUCAUGCGGGUCUGGUUGAUGAGGGUCGGGAUUUCUUUGUCAGUAUGACUAGAGAUUUUGAUAUUGAGCCACGGGUUGAGCAUUAUGGUUGCAUGGUUGAUAUACUUGGUCGAGCUGGACUGAUUGAGGAGGCAUAUCAAUUCAUAAAGAAUAUGCCUAUUAAACCCAAUGCCAUUAUCUGGAGAACAUUACUAGCUUCAUGCAGGCUUCAUAGGAAUGUUGAAAUUGGUGAAGAAUCCUUAAAGCAUGUAGUGAGGUUGGAGCUUGCAAAUAGCGUUGAUUACAUACUGUUAUCGAAUAUUUAUGCCUCAGUAGGUAGGUUGGAAGAUGCAUCAAGCGUGAGAAAUCAGAUGAAAGAAAGGGGAAUUAAGAAGACACCUGGAUGUAGCUUGAUCGAGUUGGAUGGAGUAAUUCAUGAGUUUUUGGCUGAAGACAAUAAACACCCUCUCUCGGAUGAGAUUUAUACAGCAACCGAGGACAUGAUUAAUCAUAUCAAGUUGGCUGGCUAUGUGCCCAACAUAGCAGAGGCAAGACUAGACGCUGAGGAGGGCGACAGGGAAGCUUCAGUAUCUCACCAUAGUGAGAAGUUGGCCAUUGCUUUCGGGCUUAUUAGGACUUCUCCGGGGGCAACAAUAAGGAUAACAAAGAAUCUCAGAAUAUGCAGAGACUGCCACAGUGCAGCAAAGAUGGUAUCAAAUGUUUUCAAGAGAGAAAUUGUUGUUAGAGAUAGGAACCGCUUCCACCAUUUCAAGGAGGGGUCGUGUUCCUGCAAUGAUUUCUGGUGAUCAUGAGAACCCUGUUUAUGCAGCUGAAUGCUGUGUUGCUCGUGAUCCUGCGGUUUACAGAUUGGUUCUGAUAUCUGGGGUUGGUCCUGUACAGCACAAUGGUAUACCUCAAGGUCACAAUUUCAGAAUUAGGGUUUUGAGAGCCCCCUUGUGCCUUGUUGUAGUUGCUGAGAACACUCAAUUUGUGACAAACGAUGUGAAACGCCUCACGUUGUCUCGUUGCACAGCCCGACUCUUAACCUUAUCAAAGGAAAAUCGAAUAAAGAAUGUGUUGUUCCGGAA
This is a messenger RNA of Ilex paraguariensis (yerba mate), 2399 nucleotides long. The record is from the annotation of a GenBank genome assembly. NCBI's taxonomy places the organism in Eukaryota, Viridiplantae, Streptophyta, Magnoliopsida, Aquifoliales, Aquifoliaceae.